Messenger RNA from Monosiga brevicollis MX1, 3055 nucleotides. RefSeq lists its product as uncharacterized. Gene Ontology annotation, molecular function: calcium channel activity; protein binding. Gene Ontology annotation, biological process: intracellular calcium ion homeostasis; calcium ion transmembrane transport. Lineage: Eukaryota; Choanoflagellata; Craspedida; Salpingoecidae. Bases 1 to 2877 code for a protein of 958 amino acids. The transcript is spliced from 10 exons. The record is from RefSeq and is a predicted model, not a curated record.
AUGGAUCCCAAAAAGUCAACGGGCAUCGACCGUGACUCGCUGCUGGUGCCCAUUGAACAGACGGCAUGGCGGAGCUGGAACAGACGCCACUGGCUCGGCUGGUUCACGGUGGCCAUUGUGAUAGCCGGUAUCUCAGUUCUCGCUCGCAUCAUCUGGCCAGGCACUCUCAUCGCCAAUGCCAGCGUUCCUGCCUGGGGCAUCUUUAUCGUCGCAGCCAUUGGCCUUUGGAUGGGCGUCUGUGCCGUGGUCUGGUUCACAAUCACCAUUGCCAUCAAACUCGACAAGUCUCAACGGCGCCGCCUUGUCUUCACUGCCCUCUACACCAGCAUUGCCUAUUUCAUCUGGAGUGUUCUUGUCAUCAUUGUGUUUGAAGCCGUCUUUGGCGUCAAUCCCUUUCCCGCCCGCCGUAGCGAUGGCUCCGAGCGCACCCUUGACCGAGAUGCAACCUUUUGGAUCCCUCGCCUCUUCAUUGUGAACAUCUUCCUCGCCAUUCUUCUGAUUCUACGUGCCAUGGCCCUCGUUCGCCUGCGCUUCGGUAACCGCAUGCUGCAGUACGCGCACCAAGUCCAGCAGGUUCUAGAAGAACAGGAAGUAUUGGAGCAUUUGACUGAGGACAUGCAAAUGGCAGAGAUUUUUGAUCCACAGCCCCGUCCCAAGCUGACAGAGCAGCCUGCCAUUACCGAAUACGAUGCCGCCAUCAAGCUCCAGGGCAUGUUUCGAGGCUUUCUCCGCCGCAAGAAACGCAAGCCUGAAACAACCGAUGCCAGCGUCAACAACUCUACCUCCCUCGGCCAGAGCCGGGGCUGGGGAGGACGACGCACAUCCGCUCAAGCAGCAGCACCCCUCAGCACCAUUCAGUCCGGGAACACCCCUGAAGCCACCCCGGUCCCAGCCCCAGUCCCAACCUCGAAACCCGCUCGAGAUCAGAGUCCCGCCCGUACACCCAAAGAACUCCUCAAGGAGACAGCAGUGGACACAGCUGGUGAGAAGGGGCCGACCCCCGUGCGACGCGCUAGCUCGCGCCGGACUACUUCCGUUAUCGAACGACCCGCCCCCGUCAAUCUGCGCGAUGACGACGGCGGCUACCUUGACUCGGUCACCUCACGCAACGAGGAGUCGACCGAGGUGUCGGAAAGCAGCCAUAAGCACAAGGCCAAGCGGAAAAGGCACAAGACCAAGCAUAAGCGCAACAAGAGUGACACUCGAAGUCAGGAGGAGCCUCACAUGUCGGAUUCAAAUGAACGCGCUUCAAAUCCCUCUCGCCGCAUCAAUCGACACAAAUCGCGCGUCUCCAAAAGCAAUGCCCAUCGUGUCAAGGGCGAGGCGGACAAGGCUAUCCAAGACCUGAUUGAAGCCAAUGAUAGCGAGAUGACCGCAGCCAUGUUGGUGGGGUUUGAAACAGUGCGCUAUACCUAUCUCACGACCUGCCACGGUCGCUUGGCCAUCAAGAAUCGCAAGCUGGCCAUGAAAACAGCCGAGGCGCUUUUUUAUCGUCAUGAAGUCGGCGAUCAUGUAGCCAUCACAGCCCUGGCUUCGCCCUACGUCAGCUCGCCAGAUAUGCGUCGGCGCAUCCUUGAGAUGUUUGACCCACACGAUAAGCAGAAUCUCGCACUUAGCGAUCUGGAAGAAGCCAUGAGCCGCGUGUAUCACAAGCGUAAACAUCUGGCGCUCAGCCUCAAGGAUCUAGACUCGAUCGUGCAGGCGUUGGGCUCCUUCUUGACAGCGGCGGUCAUCAUCAUCACCCUUUUCCUGGUGAACAUUGUCUUCUCCACGGGUGACUAUGCGGAGGUCACGGUAACGGUUGGCACAACGCUCUUUGCGCUGUCCUUCAUCUUUGCCGAAUCGGCCAAAAACGUGCGCAUCCAUCGCCUUGACCCAUCUUGCUUGCCCUUUUUCUCGGAGCGCGCUCUGAAGUCUCACGACCGCUCCUGGCUUGCUCUGGCCGUGUCUUUUAGCUCUUCAACUCGUUCAUUUUCCUCUUUCCAUGUGCCGGGAUGGGAUCCCAUGUAUGUGAUUAGCAUGAGUCUCUCGCAGACUGUGUUCCGUGUUUGGGACGGCCGCGUGGUGACCAUUGCCAACCAUUCCCUAUAUCCCAAGGAGUUGACGAACAUUCGUCGUGCUGGCCCCAUGACUGAAGCUACCUUUAUUCAAGUGUCCGUGGAUACGCCAUGGUGGAAGUUGGAGGAGCUUGAAAAGCGCUACCGAGCUUUCCUGCGCACUAAAUCUGCUGAUUUCGACGAGACGGCAUCCUCGUUCUUUGUCCGAGACAUUGAUGUGGGAGACGGCAACGCGCUCAAGGUGGGCUUUAUUGUGGCACAGACGACCAACUUCCAGAACGGUGAACACGUACCGCGCAAGCACAUGCUGAUUCGCGAGAUUGUGUCUUCAUGCAAUGAUCUCGAGAUUACCUAUUGGCGUCCACGCCAGCGCGGUGCUAUCAUUGAGGGGCCCUCGGACGUGAUGGGCUAUUCACAGAUGCCCAGACCUCAACCAACGGAAGAUGGCAAGGGAACAACAACUACAUCUGCUACUGUACGCACCCGACCCACCUCACCCAGCCCCUCAGAGCGGGCUGCUGGCCGCCUGUCGGCUUUUGCCACGCCACGCUCGGAUGUCGCGCCAGAGGUGCGACCGAAGUCAUCCUUGGCUACAACUGUGACGGCUGAGGCGGGCGCACCCAAUCAGGUGGCGCCGCCAACCAUUCCAGUCAGUCAAACCCAGUCCUUGCCAGUCCUUCAUCACUUGACCGGCCACACGCCAGCGGGUGCCUCAACAACCACAGACCCUGCCGUGCCGAGCGAUGCGACGGCGGGCCAAGCAGCGGUUCCCACUCGGGGCCCGCCCCAGGAACUGGCGCGAGAGCCGGUGAAAAAGUAGGAGCAUUUAAUGUUCUUCCCUGCUCUCUCCCCUCCUUUCGCACACUUUGCCUGCCUCCAUAGCCUGUGAUGGGCCUAUGAUAUUCUGGUGCCAUGUUCAAGCUUGGGGAGAGGUGAAGCGUCAGUUUUACGUGCCUUUUGAGACAGCUAGUGAAUCCUGAAUCGCAAUUUUAUUCGAA